Molecule: messenger RNA, 726 nt
Organism: Prorocentrum cordatum
Lineage: Eukaryota; Dinophyceae; Prorocentrales; Prorocentraceae
Source: the annotation of a GenBank genome assembly
GCCGACGAUCCGAGGCUGCUGGGUCUGUUCUGUGCCGUGGUCUGCGCCUUCCUGGGCUACGGGCUGGCCGACGCGGCCUCGUGGGUACUCUGGCGCCCGUGGCCCGCGGGACGGGCGGCGGGCGUGCGUGCGGUGCAGCUGCCGCUGUUCCUGGUCAGCGUUGCGCUGUUUCACGCCGUCGAGUUCUUGUUCACGGUGGUCUUCCACCCCGGCGACAUCGAGUUCCGGGCAUUUCUCCUGACCCCGGUGCCAGCAGGAGGCUACAGCCUGGCGAUGGUGGCCGCGCUCGUCGAGUUCUGGGCGGAGCGGUGGCUGCCCGGGCCCCGGAUGCCGCCGGAGGCGGCCGCCGCGCUGCUGUGGGGCGGCUUCCUCCUCGCGGUGGGCGGCUGGGCCCUCCGCGUGGCGGCGCUGUUCACCGCCGGCUCCAACUUCACCCACCUCGUGGCGAGCCGCAAGGAAGCCUCGCACCGGCUUGUGACUUGGGGGGUGUACGGCUGGUGCAGGCACCCUGGCUACGUCGGCUGGUUCGCCUGGAGCGUCUCCACGCAGCUCGUGCUUCUCAACCCGGUGUGCCUGGCGGCCUACGCGGCGGUCUCAUGGAAGUUUUUCGAGGGGCGGAUCCCAGGGGAGGAAGCCUGCUUGCUCCGAUUCUUCGGGGAAGACUACGUGGAGUACGCGCGCCGGGUGCCUUGCGGCAUCCCCAGGAUCUCGAGGCUCCGCUUCUGA